UCUCGCCUUGCCACAAGCUGAAAUUAUUGGUCCCGUUGAACUUCUCCACCUCGAUCUUCGCAUUCGUCACCACCGUCCUUCCCGAUGACGCCGAGGAUCGGACGGUCGACGACGAUGAUGAGCCAACUGGUGGAAUUGCAACUACCGCCGGUGUUUCGGUGGUCUCCUGGGCCAUAACUCCAAAUCACAAUUUUUUUUUUAUUUUUCAAAUCGACCCGUGCCUUGGUAAAAGGUACCGCGGCUCUGAUACCAAUUGUUGUGCGGAAGCGUACCGGGUCUCAAAUGUGAGACGAUGGAAUCGAACGAGAGAAAGUAAAAGACACCUGGAUUUAACGUGGUUCGGCAGAAUGCCUACGUCCACGGCGAGGAAGAACACAAACUCCACUAUAUCGGUGAACAAAUGUGGAAUACAACACACACUCAACCUCACUUCCCAAUUUUCUAAGAACACCCUUUCUCUCGUAACACUCAGAAGAAGAAAAUAUUCAAACCGUAUCCAAGAACCUCACCGAAAAAAAUUUCUUGGAUACUAAGAAAGAAAACCCAAAACCCUCGAAAAGACCCAAAUAUUGGGUUUCUUGCUGAAGAAGAAAACUUCUUCUUCCACACUCCUUCUUCUCUUCUGAAUGUUUUUGUUAGUGAUUUGUGAUACUUGAGAACAUAACUUGCAUGGCUAUUUAUAGGAGAAGUCACAGACGGAUUUGUGGCGGAAGACAAAAGCCACCAAACCAUUCACGUUGAAUGGUGUUUGAUUUUUUCAAAUAAAAAAUCAACCAAUUGCCUUUGUCUGCCAUCAUCACCAAUUUCCUUUGUUUGCCACCAACACCAUAAUUGAAGCCACCAUUCACAUAAUCUUAAACAAUGUCGGGAGAAUGCAGGUUUUUAGAUGACUAAUGGGUUUUGAUUUGGUUUUGGUUUGUUCGGAUGCAGAUAAACAAUGUUGGAACUAACAUAGUGAAACCGACCGUAGAGUAUACAGCAGAAGAUUUCUCGUUUCUGAUGGCUACGAACUUCGAGUCAGCUUACAAUCUCUGCCAGAUGGCGCAUCCUCUCCUGAAGGCUUCGGGAUAUGGUAGCAUCGUCUUUAUGUCCUCUGCUGCCGGGAUCCAAUCAUCUAACGUCGGAUCCAUCUAUAGUGCGACAAAAGGAGCUCUGAAUCAGCUGGCGAGAAACUUGGCUUGCGAGUGGGCGUGCGACAGCAUAAGGGCUAACGCUGUUGCGCCUAACGCCAUCACAACUCCUCUUGCGCAACACCUUUUGGAAGACAAGAAUUUCAUGGAGGCCUUGAAGUCGAGAACACCGCUCGGCCGUGCUGGAAAGCCAGAAGAGGUCGCGGCACUGGUGACGUUUCUGUGUCUUCCUGCGGCUUCUUACAUAACCGGUCAGACUAUUUGCAUCGACGGAGGUCUCACCGUCAAUGGCUUCUCCUAUCAGCCCCAGGCUUGAAUCCGACCGAAAAUCUUUCGACAACAUAUAAAAUUCCGAGCUCUACUAUAGAAUGAUCUUGUAAGAGUUUGGAACAUUAUUAAAUAAAGAUCCGUAAUGUUCAUGUUUCCUUGUAUCAGCCACAGGCUUGAAAACUAUGUACGAUGUCUUAACAAUUUAUCCUCGUUCUUGAA
Messenger RNA from Tarenaya hassleriana, 1619 nucleotides. Its product is annotated as tropinone reductase homolog At2g29330-like. The transcript has 3 exons. The coding region runs from base 925 to 1446 and encodes 173 amino acids. Lineage: Eukaryota; Viridiplantae; Streptophyta; Magnoliopsida; Brassicales; Cleomaceae. Gene Ontology annotation, molecular function: oxidoreductase activity. The record is from RefSeq and is a predicted model, not a curated record.